AUUAAUUUUAAAAAUCGCAAUAUUUUUAAAUACAUACUAACUUUCUAUAACUAACCGCUUCUUUUCUUCUGGGUUUACUGGACUAUUAUUGUUAUUUGUUUUGUCACGAAUUUCUCAGAUGAUUUUGAAUGGUUCUAGGAACUGUUUUUAGAAUUGCGCAUUUUGUUUGCGAGAUGAUCUGAAAGAAAAAUAGGUUUAAAGUGGAUUAGUCUGUGCUGUUCAAUUGUAUGGAAAUAACGAACGAUAAAUAAUAUUCACUGCCGUGGAGCACUAGCGAUAUGGCUGAAAUAGAACUCAACUGGCUCACUAGCGCCUUAAUCAGAUUUUCGAGAUGCCUCCAUGAUAAACUGAAGAAUAGAGAUGGAGAUGAUUUAUUUUCAUUCGUCAGCGUACACGCAUUUCUGACUCUGCUCUCCCAGGAUCCGUGGUUUUACAGCAAAAUAGACAUUUAUAGAGCCUUGUCUGUUUACGGUAACAUUGCAUCUAUCCAUUACAAAAAUAUAUUCGACGUUCUCGGUAGUAUUACGGAUCUUGUAGUUGCUAAUGUGUCUUUCUUGAAGCCAUGCCAGGUUGUAGAAGCUUUCAGAAACCGUCUCGUCGAUAACUUUGCAAGUGACGUAAACUUUUUGGACUUUACUAAUCCAGAAAAUGCUACUGCAGCAAUAAACGCCUGGUUUCGUGAUAGGACUGUCCAGAGAAUUACACCACUUAAUGGUUUAGGAGACGAUGUGAAAUUUACGUCUUUAAACGCCAUGCGCUUUAAAAGUAACUGGUCAGAACCGUUUUGCGCAAAGGAAACGGCGCCCGCAACUUUUUACUUGAACGAGCAAGACACAGUGCAAGUCCCAAUGAUGAGGAAAAAAGGAGAAUUUUAUUUCGAAUAUGAUUCAUAUAUACCAGCCAAAAUUUUAAAACUGCCUUUCGCCGACAACGAUGUAAGCCUUUUAGUUAUUUUACCAGAAAAGAAUAUACAUAUUACUGAUUUUAUUCAACGUUUUUAUAUGCCCGGAAAUUUGGAUAGACUUACAAUGAAUCUGACUAAACGUAUGGUUAACGUCUCUCUUCCAAAAUUUAAAAUGGAGGAGGAAAUGGAACUGGAUCAGUAUUUAAUAGAGUUGGGGUUAGAAGAUAUAUUCAACGCCUAUCUCAGCGGUGUGAUCGAAGAUGAGGACCUUAUGUGUAAUGGAGUUCAGCAAAAAGUGUAUUUAGAGUUAAACGAAGAAGGAUUGGAAGCAGCGUCAGGAACCGUGUCAGCUUUAACCAAAGCCCACUUCGAAGAGUUGUCCCCCAAAGAUGGGUUAAAAAUCCAGGAAGCAAGUAUAUCUACCGAAGUCACCAACCGUUUUGCCAAGACAAAAGUGGUGUGGAGAGUAAAUAAUACCAACAAGAUGGCGGCAGAUGCUAAUUUCAAAGUGGUCCUAACAGACUUGGCUUUCAUUACAGAAUUCGUAAUGGACAUCAACGGCAAAAGUUACAAGUCUUAUAUAAAAGAAAAGAAGGAGGCUUGGAGUAUCUUUAAGAAGGCGAUGGCCCUUGGGCAAAGUGCGGGUCUUGUCGAGGCAACAACCCGAGACUCCAAAGAAUUUACAGUGUCUGUAAAUCUAGAGCCUAACUCGGUGGCCAUAUUUACUUUAACCUACGAAGAGGUGCUUCAGCGAGUCCACGACCAAUACGAACUAGUGCUGAAUAUUUGCCCAGGGCAGAUCGUAGAAGACUUGAGUAUCGAGGUUCGCAUUAAGGAGAGUCGACCUCUCAAAUUUGUAAAAACGCCACCUCUGAGAUCAGGGAACGACAUGUCUACGUCGGAGUUCGUCCAAAUUCUUGAUCCUCUAUCUGAUAUUAAAAUAAUAAAUUCAAAAACUGCCGCCGUCAAGUUCCACCCUAGCACCACAAGGCAAAGAAAAAUGACUCACUUUUUGGGGAAUAAAACAAACGAUGGCUUGUCAGGCCAGUUCGUUGUACAGUACGACGUAGAAAGGGAACCCCUCAACGGAGAAAUUCUGCUACAGGAUGGGUAUUUCGUUCAUUUCUUCGCCCCGAAUGACUUAAAUCCGUUACCGAAGCAUGUUGUUUUUGUGUUGGACACCAGCGGGAGUAUGGGGGGAAGGAAAAUUGAACAGUUGAAAGACGCUAUGAUGAAUAUCUUGAGCGAUUUACAGAAAGAAGACAUGCUGAGUAUUAUCGAAUUUAACGAUAAUAUUAACGUGUGGGAUGUUGACUCGAAAAAAUCAGCCACUGUGUCUCAGGAUGAAAUAAAGAAUUUCAAGAAUCCUUUUGUUUCUUUAAAGCGGUGUAUACUGGCGGAUCCACACCUCGCUAGCGAUGACAUUAUAAAAAACGCAAAAGAAAUCGUUCAGAACAUUAAGAUUAAUGGAUUUACCUUCAUGAUUGGUGGCUUAGAAACGGCUUUGUAUUUAGUAAAAAUGGGACAACAGAAAGACAAGGUUAAGGAUCGCAAACUUCAGCCCAUUAUAGUAUUUCUAACCGAUGGACAACCGAACGUCGGUAUUGAAUCGACAAACCAAAUCAUUGAACUAGUGACUCACCUGAACGCGAAAGACAAGGUGCCUAUUUUUUCUCUGUCUUUUGGAGAUGGCACAGAUGAAGACUUCCUGAGAAAGUUAUCUUUAAAAAAUUUGGGAUUUUCAAGGCACAUAUAUGAAGCCAACGAUGCCUCUUUGCAGCUGCAGGAUUUUUACAAGCAGAUUUCUUCCCCGCUUUUGUACGACAUCAACUUCAAAUAUGACUCGGAAGUGGCGGAAGUCACGAAAACUCAAUUCCCCAUUUACUUCAGGGGCUCCGAGUUGGUAGUUGCCGGAAGAUACGUGGAAGAAACAUUUCUGAUUACCAUCAGUUGUUGGGGCACAUGUGGUCCAAUAACAAUAGGAUCGGCCAAGGAAAGACCCAUAACUUCCUUAGAAAGGCUUUGGGCCUACCUCACCGUGAAACAGUUGUUGGAGGAGAGGGAUACAUCAGCAAGUCCUAAAAAGUUAACCAAGAGAGCCCUAAAAUUGGGCCUUAAAUAUUCUUUUGUGACAGACGUAACGUCCCUGGUGGUAGUAAAACCAACUGAAGAAACUUCUAUGAACAGUCGGCCUGAACCUAAAGCAAAAAGAUCCCGGACAAGUUUUAUGUCCAUGCCCAUAGCGUGUAAGAUGUCAGCUCAAUGUCGAUUGGAAAUGAGAGGCAGACAUUUGUGUUGCGGGAAAUUAUCGACAAUCGUUCGUGCAUAUGGAGAUAUAGAACUUGAUGCCGAAAAGAAACCUACAGAAGAGUUUACAGCAGAUCGCCCUUUCUUGAUCUUCUUGCAAGUAGAGAAAGAUGGCGCCGUUAUUCCACUAUUCCAGGGCUGCGUUUACAAACCCAGUUACUAAUUACUGUCAUGUAUUUUACAGCAAGUAAGCUUAUACGAAUUACAUAAGUGUGAUAUUUACAGACUCAUUUCUAAACAUGCAUAUGCAUGGUGUUCGUAAAAACAAGAAUUUUCUCAAAUUUGUUUUGUAAUAUUUCUGUUGAAAAUGUUGAAAAACAUGCGACAACCAACAACUAACAAACAUUUUUGAGAAAAUUAUGUAAAAAAAUAUGUUGAACAUAAACCAGAAGGAAGAAGGAUCUUCCUUCUGAUUUAGUUCUAUGAAAAUUCUCCAUCAUUUUACAGCUUUAUGCAUACGUACAAGCUUAUCUCUCUCACGUACAUGCUUUUUGAGGAGUAUAUUAGCAUUAAUGUAACCCUUUUCUUAAUGUUUUUUUUUACUGUUUUAUAAGUAGUAGAUUAAUUUAUACGCAACAAGUGUUUCUGUGAUUGUUUAAUGUGAAUUCGUGCUAUUGGAUCUUUAUUAAAACAAAAAGUUCCAUCCAUAUAUAAAUUAUUCAUAACCUUUUCCAAAUAACAAUAGUAUGAUCUGCCCAAAGAUGAAUCUGCACAAUGGAAGGUCGUUCAACUCUCAUUUUUAGGUGGACUAUAGCAUACACAAAUUCAAAGUUACGAUUAGUUGAUAGAAUGAGA
Anoplophora glabripennis (Asian longhorned beetle) is the source of this 4006-nucleotide messenger RNA. Its product is annotated as inter-alpha-trypsin inhibitor heavy chain H3-like. The record is from RefSeq and is a predicted model, not a curated record. Bases 279 to 3374 code for a protein of 1031 amino acids. Lineage: Eukaryota; Metazoa; Arthropoda; Insecta; Coleoptera; Cerambycidae. The transcript has 14 exons.